Vigna radiata var. radiata (mung bean) is the source of this 1560-nucleotide messenger RNA. Its product is annotated as sister chromatid cohesion protein DCC1. The transcript has 5 exons. Bases 165 to 1352 code for a protein of 395 amino acids. Gene Ontology annotation, biological process: mitotic sister chromatid cohesion; maintenance of mitotic sister chromatid cohesion. NCBI's taxonomy places the organism in Eukaryota, Viridiplantae, Streptophyta, Magnoliopsida, Fabales, Fabaceae. The record is from RefSeq and is a predicted model, not a curated record. Gene Ontology annotation, cellular component: nucleus; chromatin; chromosome, centromeric region.
AUAUGAUUUUGAAAGCGAAAUAUCUCGAGAGGGAAAGUGGCGCGUUUAGAAAAUCACACACACUUCCUUUAGCUGAGAAGGGUUUUCUUCUUCUCCGUUCGAAUUCGCCGUUAACAGAAGUUCCUCAACCUAAUCUCGUUUCUUAAUCUCAGUGAGAGGGAGUAAUGGAAUCGCCACAGCCAGGUUCAAGAGGAGCAGAAGCUCUUAAACACGUAGUUCCUGGUUCAUCUAUUGCUGUUAAAUAUCACCCACUUUUUGGACCUCAUGAUGACCUCAUCCUUCUAGAGCUUGAUGAGAAACUUCUCCCAGAUGUUCUGCAUGAAAGGGUGGUCUUGAGAGGACAGCCUGAUGAAGAUGCAGUUCUUUGUACUCAAUCCAAAACAUAUGCUAUGAAGUUUGUUGGAACUUCCAAUUCGGUUCUGCUUAUACCACCAGCGAAUCAUUCAGAAUUUUGUGAAAAUCCACAAAACAAUGAUAGUAAUAAGGAAGAAGAGAAAGUUGUUGCACCUGUAAUCAAAGUUGUAUCUGGUAAUAUUGAGCUUGUCGAGGCAGCCCCCAGACUUGAUAAACUUAAGUCUUUUCUAUUAGAAAAGACUUACAAUUUUGAUGAAUAUGAUAUGGAAAAUUUAGAAGACAACCAGGAAUCUACAAUAGGAUUAUAUAGCUGGAAUGAUCUUGUAGACAAUAUCCAAGCUAGUGAUGAGGAGUUAAGGUCUGGACUGCAGGCUCUUUCUGCAGUGGAGAUUAAUGGAUAUUGGAGAUUAGUAGAUGGGAGUUACAUGGACAUGAUUCUUGGAAUGCUUUUGAAAAAUUCGGUGAUAAAUGAUUGGUCACUCAAUGCUUUAAACGAAGAUGAAGUUGUCAGUACACUGGUAUCAGAUGGAUUUCCUGGGGUGCUAGCAAGGCAUUGUUUGCGUACAUAUGGCACCAAAGUAAAUGAAGGCAUGCCUGGCUGUGCCUGGAAAUUGGACGAGAAGCGAGUAUGUAUACAUUUUGCAAGAGAAAUCCUGAAAGGGGGUAAAAGGAAGUUAGAGAGUUUCUUGGAUGAAUGGAGGCAGAAGGUUCCAGAUGGAAUGCAGCCCACUGUUGAUCUUGUGGAAGGAGAGGUAUUAAUAGAGAGAGUUGGAGUUGAGACAUGGGUUCGUGCCUUCAGCGUUGCAUCUUUGCCUUCAACUCCGGCUGAGCGUUUUGCCAUUCUUUUCAGAGAGAGGACAAAAUGGGAAUGGAAAGAUCUGCAGCCAUAUGUCAGAGAUCUGAAGAUACCAGGUCUUUCUUCAGAAGGUUUGCUACUCAAAUACACUCGAAGGACACAACCAUCACCUGAUGCGGAACCAAUUUUCAGCGCAAGAUAGCUUCAUGGUCACAUGCGCUUUGAAGACUCUGCAGCUUUUUAUGUUGUCAUAUUUUAUUGAAUAGAGUUAGCUCUGUUAAGAAAUAGGAUAAGUUAAAAUUAUACCAUACAGAAAAAAAAAAAAGUUGCGAAAUUUAAUCAAUAUUUUAAAGACAGAGUAUAUAUAUGAUAAAAGAAAGGUUAGAAACUAGUAUAAAGUGAUAAAUAUC